This is a messenger RNA of Caenorhabditis sp. 36 PRJEB53466, 3227 nucleotides long. The record is from the annotation of a GenBank genome assembly. Lineage: Eukaryota; Metazoa; Nematoda; Chromadorea; Rhabditida; Rhabditidae.
AUGUCGAAUUUCACAAGUUUUGUGGACUACGACAGCGAAAAAAAGCCGUCAAUAGCGGUUUCGACGCAUUUCGCAACAAGUGCCACGUCAUCAGAAUGCGUCGCAAAAAAGCCGAUAAAUUUGUUGGCGAGUAAGUGCGCUCCACUGAGAUUAUUGCUUUAUGACGGUUUUACAGACGAAAUCGAGAGUUAUUCGUGCGAAAAUGUCUCGUUUUCGAUGCAAUUCGGCGAGUCCGAACAGGGAAAAGUGGUGUGCACGAAGGUGCGAGUACGAUUUGAGCCGCUGGUGCCGAAAGAACGGGACCUGCCCCAGCGGUCCAAGUAUUUCGACAAUUUCUACGAUGUUCCGCUGACGGCGAUCGCCAAAAUCGAAGUGGCGAUUGUGAAAAGUAGCAACAAGGGAAAACCGGACAAAUUCCAACGAAUGGAGUACAAUUUGUCGUCGAUGGAAACCGUUUCGAUCAUUAAACUGAUACUGAAGGACAUGCGAGUGGUGACUGUCGAUCUGAGAAGGUCCCAGAACGGCACCGCCCUCGCCAAUCAGAUCCUCUUCUUCGCCAAGAGCGGUCCCAUCGAGAAGAUGGUCCAAGUCGGCGCGGCAAUGGACGAAAAGGGACGGAAGGCGAAGAGUGAGUCGACACUCUAUUUACGUACUUUAAAGUGAUUGUUAUGUUCGAAAAUGAUUUAAAAAACACACAUUUUGAGAGUUACAACAGAACAACUAAAAAUUACUUCGCGGCGAUUGCAGAGAAAUGCGCCCAUAAUAAGUGUGACGAUUUCAGUUCCGUACAAUGGAUACGAUGCGUGGUACUCGGAACUGCAAAGAUGUCAGCAGAAAACGGACUCAUCUUCGAAUUGGACAAUCUGUGCACUGCACAAGGAGGGAUUCAACUACGCCGCUCAGGGGUGAGCAUAUUAUACUGUCCUUAGUGCGAAGAAGGAGUAUCAUUAUCAUGUCUAGCGAGAUUAAACACACCUGUUUCCUCAGAUAUCCGAUGUACGUGGUCGUCUCGAACUAUCUCUCGCGAACGGACAUCGAACGACAACUGCAGCACUACAAACAGGGACGACUUCCGAUUUGGGUCUGGUCACGAUCGAACGGAAACGCCUCUUUGCUCAUUUCCGCCGAGCACGAGAACAACGUGGCGACGCCCGAGAUUCUGGCAAAGUUUGAUUUCUUUAAGGUUCUCUUAUUCUCACCGUUACCUGUUCAGAAUGCAGGACAGCAUCGCGCGUUGCCAUCCGUCGUCGGAAAAACCGCACGUGAUAAGGAUGGACGCGGACUUUGUCGCGAACGUCGGAAAAGCAUUCGAUCAUCUGUUGUCCCUCUGCGCCAUUGGUUUGUUGGCCAUUUUUUGCAUUCAAAUGGAACUGUCCCUUUUGCAGAUUCGUACGAGCAGUACGUGUCGCGAGAGCACAAUUGGAGCACAAAACUGCACAGAACCGGAUGGCUGCACCUCGUCAAAUCGUGCCUUCUCACCACCUUCGAGACGGUCCGAUGGAUCGUCGACCGGGAUCGAUCGGUCAUUUUGCAAGAGGAGGAGGGCCGCGAUCUGUCGAUUGUGGUGGCGAGUCUCACGCAAAUCUGCUGCGAUCCAUUCUACCGGACGACCACCGGUCUGCAGCAGCUCAUCGAAAAGAUGUGGAUCGCACUGGGCCAUCCGUUCGGCGAACGCCUUCUCGGACGCGACGACGAUGCGACGAGACGAGGGAAGGCGCCGACGAGAGCGGCUUCCGCGCGGACCGACGUCGCGCCGACGUGGCUUCUGUUUCUGGAUUGCGUCGCGCAAUUGCACAGAAUCUACACUUUCGAGUAAGGGAGAAAUGCGACGAGACUGGGGGGAAUUGUGGUAAACAAAUGAGAAGGGCACAUGAUGAAAAGGGGGUGGAGACGGGAAGAGAAAAGGUGUUUGUUUUUGACAAAGUGUUAGGCAAAAGUGAAUUAUGGACAGAAUACGACGAAAAGGCGAAAAACGUACAUGAAAGUGAGAAGACGGAGAAAUCUCUGCAAAUAUGAAAGGCCGACGGGCACCACCUGCUGUGCGAUUCACUUUCUGUGGCUGACAUCAUCUGUACAUCGUACGAUUUCAGAUUCACGUUCUCGCCGCACGUGCUCAUCGCCCUCUGGGACCUCUCGCUGACCGGAAUGGUGCCGGCGAUGACGUGCAAUAACCUGGAGGAGCAGUUGUGCUCGCAAGUCGGCGGCGGACCGUUCCCGCUGGAUAGAUACUUCGAGAAGGCGUACUCGAGAAUGUUCGGCAACAUUUGGCACGACUCUGUGCUGUUCUUGGAGUCCGUCAAGAAAAGUUUGUCUGCGCAUCGCUUUCGGGGAACCGAAUGAACAUUUUCAGAUCAACCGAUCUGCUCCAACUCGAAGUUCCUGCAAUGCGAGUUCAUCCGUCCGCCCACCAGUUUCUGCGACAUCCAUCUGUGGUCGGACUGCUACCUCCGAUGGAUCCUUCCGGCGAACGGAAGAAGUUCGGGAGCACCUUCCGAAGAGGCGGCGCUCGACGAAAAAAUGAUCGAAUUAGCGAGGAGGGUGAGGAGUUGCGAAUGGAAAAAACACGUGGAAUUGCCGGAAGAGGUACCGAGAAUCUCUACAACCCUGAAAGAUCUGCUACUAUUUGUUACAGUUUUCCUCGGCGUUCCCGUACUCGAUUCCCGAAAUUUGUCGUCCGAUCAUUGAUCUCCAUGAUUCGGACUUAGAGAGACCGACCGAUUUAGACGCGAUCUCGAUCAACUCCUCGUUCAAUUCCUUGUCAUUCACACAGACAGUACGCACAUCUUCUCUUCAAUUUAAAUGAAUAGUCGUCAUCUGGUUUCAGCCGGUCAACAACACGACAACCGAAUCCAUAUUCGAUCAGUCCACUCUGGACAAACGGAACCGUGCGUACGGCAUGGAGUCUCCGAUGAUUAGCAUGCGACCGAAGGAGCAAAUCGUCGGAUUCUCCAAAUACGCGUUCGAUGAGCGCAGAAUGACCGAAACCCCAAUACUAGGACAGGUGAGGCAAAGACUUCAAUGAAAAUUUCUCAAACGUUGAAUUGCAGUCCCCGCAGGCCGCCUCCACUCCGAACCGCCCGACACCCGCGCGCCGGAGCAACACGGUCCGCGCGGACAACCGCCCGGUGCCGCCUCCGCGUCCCGCCGGCCUUUCCGCCCAUCCGGAACCGAUCCUUCGCGUUCGCAUCGAGCAGGAGGAGACGAGUCCGACAGUUACACGCUUCUAG